CGGUCCUGAUGUACAGCAGCCGGGUGAUGAUGAUGUGUUCCGGCAACAUACAGACAUCUUGUAUCUCAGUGAUGGGGCCAAUUUUCAGAUGGAUGAUCCAGACUUGCUGCGUGUAAGAAACAAUGAGAACCUUACUCAACGUACACAGGUCCUAUCUCUUGGUGAUCGUUCCAAUAUUCAGUCAAGUGAUUCACAUGCUGUUGUUUCUAGAAAUGGUGCUCACUACAGGGAACAUUCUGAGAUGGUAACGGAAGGAACCGAUAUUCAUAUAAAUUCUCAUUCUCAACAUAAACAGCCAGGCGAUGGUGACUUCAGGGAACAUGUUCAGACAUUGUUUAUACAUGAUGAGUCCAACAUGAGGGAUGAAGGGAAUACACAAAAUGACAGAUCCAGGAAUCGGGAUGAUGGUGACUUAAGGCAACGCACACAGACUCUUAAUCUCAUUGAUAGGUCCAGUAUUCGAAUUGAUGACAGAGGUUCACAUGUCUCAAACAUUAAUGAUGAUGACUUGAGGCAGCACACGGACAUCUUGUAUAUAAGUGAUGGGUCCAGUAUUCAAAUUGAUGAAACCGAUUCACAACAUGUCUCAAACAUUCCUGAUGAUGACCUCAGGCAGCACACGGACAUCUUGUAUAUAAACGAUGGGUCCAGUGUUCACAUUGAUGACAGAGAUUUGCAGCAGUUAGUCCAGGGUGGUCAACUGGAGGACUACAGACAACCCACAGAGACACUGUAUAUCACUGAUGGGUCAAACGUCCACCAGGAUGAUCCUGAAACAUCUGGUGUAGACCUACAGGUGACAAGGAGCCAAGAUGCUGAUGUCAAUGUUGAUGGUGCUGGUGUAGACCUACAGGUGACAAGGAGCCAAGAUGCUGAUGUCAAUGUUGAUGGUGCUGGUGUAGACCUACAGGUGACAAGGAGCCAAGAUGCUGAUGUCAAUGUUGAUGGUGCUGGUGUAGACCUACAGGUGACAAGGAGCCAAGAUGCUGAUGUCAGUGUUGAUGGUGCUGGUGUAGACCUACAGGUGACAAGGAGCCAAGAUGCUGAUGUCAGUGUUGAUGGUGCUGGUGUAGACCUACAGGUGACAAGGAGCCAAGAUGCUGAUGUCAGUGUUGAUGGUGCUGGUGUAGACCUACAGGUGACAAGGAGACAAGAUGCUGAUGUCAAUGUUGAUGGUGCUGGUGUGAGGCACCACAGCCUUCACCUUCAUGGUGACUCUGAUCUCCUACAGCAGGAUACAGAGGAUGAGAGGCACCAUACAGACAUCCUUUAUCUCUCAGAUGCUGGGAAUGUUCACAUUGAGGACAACCUGGAAAGUGUUGCCAGUGAAUCUGAAACACACAAUAAUCUCAGACAACAUUCAGAGACAAGAUAUGCAAAUUUUGGCAGCAGUGAGCAUUUUGAGGAUACGGGUGAUACCAAAAGUGAAAGUGUUGCUGAAAUGGAAGCUGAUACCUUAAGGCAACACACAGAGACAAUAUAUUUCACUGAUAGCAACCGUGUACUUCAGGAGGAUACAGGUGAUACCAAAAGUGAAAUUGUUACUGAAGCGGAAGAUGAUACUUUCAGGCAACACACAGAGACAGUUCAUGUGACAGAUAGUGUCAGAGAUUAUGAUGAAGAAAUCAGACGACACACAGAUACCGUGUACAUUACUGAUGAAGGCAACCAAGUCAUUGCUGAAACUUGUGACAGAACGGAUUUUGAAAAUGAUGAAGACAUUAGACAUCACACAGAAACUAUCUACAUCAGUGACACAGGUAAUGAGAGAUUUGAUGAAGGUGUGGACAGAAUAGGUGAUAAGGAUGAAGGUAGUGGUGAUCAUAUUCGUCAUCAUACUGAGACUCUUUACUUGACUGAUGAAGAUAACAUAGAAGAUGAUGAAGACGAGUCAGUGGACGAGUCAUCAGAAAGUGACGAUGAAGUUUUGACUCAGCAUAGACAGAUAGUCUACAUCACUGAUGAAGGAGACAAGCGUGUAGAUAAUGACGAAUCAGAUGUAUUAGAUGGUGUUAGAAGUGACACGCAGACAUUGUAUGUAAAUCAGGAUGCAUUAGGUGGUGAUGAAGUGUUGGUUGAUGAAGACAAUGUUAGAAGUGACACACAGACAUUGUACAUACAUCAGUCUACAUCAGGGCAGGAAGAUAACAAACAAUUAAACUCUGACGUCACUGAAUUAGAGAGAUCGGAGGAGUUCGAAAUCAUCGAGAUGUCAGACACAGUGUAUGUUCAUCAGUCUGCAGUAGGUGGUGAUGAAGUGUUGGUUGAUGAAGGCGAUGAAAGAAGUGACACACAGACAUUGAAUGUACAUCAGUCUGCUGUGGGCAGUGAUGAAGUGUUGGUUGAUGAAGGCGAUGUCAGAAGUGACACACAGACAUUGAAUGUACAUCAGUCUGCUGUGGGCAGUGAUGAAGUGUUGGUUGAUGAAGGCGAUGAAAGAAGUGACACACAGACAUUGAAUGUACAUCAGUCUGCUGUGGGCAGUGAUGAAGUGUUGGUUGAUGAAGGUGAUGAAAGAAGUGACACGCAGACCAUGUAUAUACAUCAGUCUACAUCAUCCCUGAAAGAUAACGAGCAAAUAAACUCUGACAUCACUGAAUUAGAAAUAAGUGCAAUAGAAAGAUCGGAGGAGUUCGAAAUCAUCGAGGUGCCAGAGACGUUGCUAUCUUCCUCAUUCAUCGACAGCAGUGAGAGACACAGGCAUAUGCUGGAGGACAGUCUCGAUUACACAGACCCACUCAACGACAGUACAGGUGUGUACAGUCGAAACAUAUCUGUUGAAUACGACAGAGCCGACCAGAAGGCCCUGGAUGAAUUUAUUGAUGAAAGGGAGAUAACUACAUCGGCCCAGGUACAUCUAGCGCUUGAGGAGACUGACGAUCAGGAAAAUCAUUAUAGGUCAGAUAAUGAUGUCAAGGGGCAGAGUUCAGAUGAAGAUUAUGAUGAUGAUAUUUCAUCCCACAGACUGCUUGUUCAAAGUGAUAGAGAUUCAUCACUAGAGAGUGAGGAAAAUGUUUCUACUUCAGAAAACAUGGAUGUAGAAAAGACUGAAACUACAGGGAACGGGUUUAAUAUUCGUGGGAAUUUGGCAAGUGGUUUAUCACCAGGAACAUUGCCAGCUGAUUAUAGUGAAAGUAGUUCAAGGUAUACAGUGAUCAGCCAAGUCACUAUGGAAACACUGGACAGAUGUGAAGGUGUCACAGAGGUGGCUGAGACUCAGGUCAUGGUGAAAGCUGAUAGUGACAUCCACUCUCACAAUGUGACUGAAUUUACUACUCAAAGUACGUCAGAAGUGUAUGGGGAUGAAAAUAAAGCCCCACAUUUGUUAAACACAGUUCUCAAUGAAACUCAAGCCAGACCCAAGAAACCCGAGCCAACAUGCGAGACUGAUGAGCAUAGCAGAAGUGGGGAUAGCAAUGAAAACAGGAGACUGACAGGUAAAAAAGCAGGAGAUUGGCCCCAGGUUGAAGAUCCCCUACUGUCAGAGGAAGAUAUAUCAGUGAAACAGGAUGGUCAAAAUCCAGGAACAGCUGACCGGUACAGAGUAAAUAGCCCGUCUGCUGCAGUGACAGAUGUGAAACUGGGCAAUGAGGGGAGUUAUGGGGCAGAAAGUGCAAAUAGCCUGUGGAAAAGAGAUAAUGUGGAAGAACAGUAUGUUACUGUUGAAGUUAGGCAGGACGUUAAAGAUGGAUUACUUAGGGAGGGGGUUGGCUGUAGUAGGGUGAUCACAGCCAGGACUGAUGCCAAGGUGGAAUUAGCAGAAAGUGAGCAGACGGCAGAUGUUAAGGGAACAGUGAUUAAAACGUUCAGUGAGGAAAGGGCAGUUACCAAGAACUCUGACACCAUCACUGACGCAGAUUCUCCGAGAAAUGGUAAUACCCAGCAAUUAUUAGAAACAGAAAAUGUGGAUUUUAGUUCAGGACUGAGGGAGGCAGAUUCUGGUUUGUCAGUUUCUGGGUUGAGUGGGAGUCGCCAGGAUGGAGGAGGUGUUUACGCUGAAGAACUAAACAGAGAUGGCAGGGGAAUUGGAAGUGGUGUUGAAGUUGAGAAAAACACGGGUGAAUGGACAUACGGUGUAGUGAGUGUUGUAAACACUGUCAGUUCAGAUGCUACUUCUAUUAGUAAUGAAAGUGAUAUUACAGAGAAUGUGAAUGUGACUUCCAGACAGAUUUCUGAACAUAGUGAAAGGUUGUUGAAUGUAACUGACAGUUCAGUGACAUUUGGCCAUUCAGAUUCAAGGAACCUAGGUAAGAGUGAGCAAUUUGUCGUAUUCAAUAGUGAGAAUUCGGCAAUAAACACAGUGAUUCAAACAGCUAGCAUUGAAACUGAAAGUGUGACCCAUUCUGACUUGAAAAGGGCUGACAGUAAUUCAGAGUUUGCAACAAGUGUAAAGGACAGUUAUGAAAGGGUUAAUGAAAGGAUAAAUUUGUAUACUGAGAGAGACAACCUCAGUAAAUAUGCCACACAGACAGAGGAAUUGCCAAUAAGUUCUGAUGAGCUCAAGCAGGUAAAUGCAGGUGACUGUCAGACUGUGAAUACCUGUGUAACUGGACUAGAUGAGGCUUUGAAUGCAACAGGUGUCGGGCUGAAAGAGCCAACCGUUCUGCACAGUGAUAAUGCAAACACGCUGCAUAUUGAUGAAUUCGACAAUGGAGUUUUAAGCUGUAGUGUACAAGCUGGUAAUCUGGGUUACCUGGCAAACAUGGCUGAUUCUCCUAAAGUGUCGUCUGCAGAAGGUGAGCAGACGCGAAUCAUGGAGGAUAACGAUAGUGGGCUGUGUUUCACUGACAGGUCAGAAACUAUUCUACCUGUGGAACAGAGAUCAGUUAUUAGGACAAAAGUUCAGUAUAAAGUGAAGAAAACCACCAAAACUGUGAUGAAAACUAAUGUGGAUGUGAAAAAAGUUCAGAAACAUUCAACAGGGGACUCUGUUGAACACGAACAUUUGACGAAGGUUGAGCAGACGACAGUAGUUCGCCAGAAAAUAUUCAGCUCAACUGAAUCCCUUGACAUAGAUGAACAUGAUCAGGAAAACAUGAAGAUUGAAUAUAAAGCAGUUAUUGAUGCAACAAAAGACAAAGAUGGACGCCAACUGCCGUCUGCUCAUUAUGAGACAAGUUUUGAAACAGUAUUGCCGAGAGUAGUGGGACAGAAUGUUCUGCAUGGUGAAUCAGAAGAUGUUUUAGCAGUUUGUGGCCCAGAAACAGAUAAUGUUCCCCAAGAUCAGAGCACUGUGAUUGCUGGACAUGUUUCUAUUGAACCAUCACCUGGUGUGGUCCAGUCAGUGGGAGAAAAUACCGACAGGGCGACUCUCAAACCGUCUGAUGUGGCACCACACACAGACACAGGCAGUAUAGAAGAGAUGACAGCAUCGGAUUUUGUUGUAGAAUCUGACAGUGUAACAAGUGUUAUGAGUGUUGUGUCUCCAGAGACUGUAGAAAUAGACAACAGCCUUGAAUCUACAGGUAGCCAGACAGUGACCUCCCGUGUCACAGAAGUGACAGAUUCAGUGUCAGCUGACAAAUCUUCAAGUUCCAGCUCAUCAGUCAUGAAAUCAGAUAUAGCUGAGGAUGGGUCCAGUGACAACAGUGUGUCGUCUGAAUACACAGAGAGGACAGAAAUUUUCAUCCAACCCCAUGCCCUGUCGCCCAUCACGGUCAGAAGGAAAAGAUGGAGUACUGAGAGAAACUUUGCCGACAACAAGCUGAUCUGCACCGUGUUUGAAGACACCGACAGCCCAUCACCGCCGAAGGAUGAGGCCCUGUAUAUAUUAGAAGACAAUAUUCAUGUUGCAACCAAUUCUACCGACAGAAGGGAAGACUUUGUUGUAAUGCCAUCAAAACAUUCAUAUAAAAAUAGGCCUUACCUUGAAACAAAACCCAUGUGGACGUAUGAUUUAGCAAGUUUAUCUGGUGUUAGAUAUGUUGAGGAAGGGGAAAAUGUUGAUGAAAAUGACUCUGAUUCAACUCUUGUGGAUAGUGAUGGGGGUGAGAUGGAAGCGACUGAUGGGGUUGUCUCCCCUGAUUCCGCAAGUAAUACUGUACAGAUUACUGGUGUUGAUGAUGAAAAUAUGGAGGGAGAAGAGAUCUCAACAGACAAUUCCCAAACAGUCAAAUCUGAAUAUUUACAGACCGAUUCUUUUACAAAUGUUACAACACAAAUCAGUAAGCAAGUCACUGCCACGAACAUUUCCCACACAUAUGAAAGUUAUAGUGACAGCUCAAAGGAUGAAGAAUAUAUUACUGACAGCAUGUCAGGAUCUGCCACCGAGGCCACUGUAAGGAGUUUACAUGGUACAAUGGAUAGUACACUAAGCCUGACAGGUAAUGGUGGUGUGAGGAGUGGAGCUGAGCUAUCUGAUACCCUUGAUCCUGUCACAGUAUCUGCACUUCCUGAAGAUGAGUACACAGCAUGGGAGGAGACUGAACUCAGUGACGAGGAUGUAAACACUAAUAGCCUUUUUUUAGGUGGUGGAUCGAGUGAGAGAAUAGUUCAUAAUGUGAAAAUAAUUGAAAACACAGAAACUAAACAAACAACCGGACCUGUAAUAUCAGAAUCAGAUUGUACUAAUUUCUCACCAAUUAUUAUUACUGUUAAGUCGGACAUUGAUGAAGGAGAGGCGGAAAGGUCGUGCCGAGAUGUGGUUAUAGAUGAUAAUGGAAACGUUCUGCAAGGAAAACAGCCUGAUACUGUUUCAUUAAGACCUGAGAGGGAAGUGUGUGAUUUAUCUAGCUCAUCUGUGUCGGUGAAGAAAAAGGAGACAGAAGAUCGAAGAUCUGUGGUGGGGGGCCUAGAUGGUGAGGAGAAGAAUGAUUUAUUCCAGGAUGUUGGCGAGAUUGACAUUAGAGUGGAAUCAGAGGGUAAUGCACAUACUGAGAGGACACAGACAGAUUUGUCAAGGGGUGUCGAAACAAACAUAGAUGAUUUACAGAGUGAAUCUAAUCUUCUUGUCACAGAUGCUUCACAUUCUGUAUUGACACUCCACCAAACUCAAGCUGCACAGAUUAACAGUCAGACUGAGGGGCUUCAUUCAAGGGGUGAUAAUGAGGGUGGUAGUUUGGUACAGAAUGAGACUUGGAGUGGAUUUAGUGACAGUGAUGACAACCUGAGGCAUACAGACAGGACAGAAGAUAAACAGCUUGGUAAUGAACCAGAUUUGAUGUUGGAGGGGGUUGAGUAGAUCCUUGUCACACUAACUUGAGCACGGAAUCCUUCCAGCAGGGUCUUUUCACAUCCACUGAAGAUGAGGUGACACAGAUUCACGGGUCAGGAACUGCAUACAGUGUGCUUGAAGCAAGUGAUAGUAUUGAUGGUAAACAAACCAUCCUUCCCGCCCCUCAUUCAACAGUGGACUCUGCCAGUACAAGUGACGGAUUAGUCUAUUCAGGUCACAGUAAGGUGGGAAAGUUAAAUGCAGAAACAAGGCAAAAUGCCGUCUGCUCUCAAUCAAUUCCAUCUGAUGAUGGAAUGUUGAUUAAUAGCCCCAGUUUAGAAGAUCAGCAGGCAGAGGAUCUAAAACAUGCAAAUGUGACUAGGGCGUGGGGUCGUAAUGAAUUCACAGUCGAGAAUGUGAACAGUGUGAGUGGAGUGGAGACAGUUGACGGCAGCAGUGUAGGACUUAACGUUGAGAGAGAAGUGACUGCCACUGGUGAGCUCAAUAUUAAUGCCAUUCAGUCAAUCGAGUUGGAAGAUGAUUCAUUGGAUUGCGAUAGGGAGACUCAGCUCCUAGAAUUCUCAGAGGCAUUUAGGCAAUAUUCCAUAGAGGAAUUGCCAUUACGACUAAGCCAGCGUGAAGGAUGAGUCGAGAGUGGAAUUGAGAGACAGGCUUACAAGUGACAAUGAUGGUGAGAGUGAAGAAAUUGAACAGUCAGAGUUAGAUUAUGACGAUUGGGAGGAAAACGAGGCUGCGCAGGAACAGAUACAUUUAAAUAGCGCAGCUGACGAUGGUUUGAAUAUAAUUGAAGAAAAUUCAGAUUCACAGUGUGCAAAAAUGGAAGAUAUUUCAUCAGAGGAUGUUAAUAGGAGUAUGGGAUCUGACCAGCUUGACCGCUUGGACUGGCUGGAGAGCCAGGUCCACGUUGAAGAAGACCAGUAUCACACUGUCACAACCAGACAUGUUCGAGUCACGGGCCAGGUGGAAUAUGACAGUGACGCCGAGGAAAACAAUAAUUUUGUGAAGGGACUAGAUUCCUCCAUGGCUGACGAUUCUGACAAUUCUGACAUGGAUGUAUCAGACUCGCAAUAUUCAACAACUGCUACAUGUGAACUGCGGGAUGGUGAAACCUUUGGACGACGAUCUUCAACGUCAAGUGAUGAACAUUCUACAUCAUUCAGUGAACAUAUGACAGGGGAAUUAAAAUUCUCCCAAUCUGACAUGACAUCGAGGUAUUUGUCAACUUCAAGUGAAGGAUACUUUUCUUCUUCAGAUCUAAGAGCUGGUGAACUGAGGCUAAAUAUUCCUCAGGAUAAAUACCGCCAUUAUUCCUCGUCAAGUGAGGGGUACCAGUCAGUCAUGAGUGAUCAAAUGACGGGUGAGCUUAAACCAAGUCCCACAGACUCAUUUUCAUUUUCAACUGAGCAGAAGACAUUAGAAAUGAUUGACGAAGAUCUAAAGGAUCAAAUUAAAGAUUUUGAAAACUGGUCUGAACAUCUUUUUGAGGGAAGACAGGUUGAAAAUCAUUCAAUCAUUUUCAUCAGCAGAACAACAGACUCGAAUACUCAGGAAUACUGGUCAGGAACAGAUUUCUGGACAAUUCUCAACAUCGGCAAGUGGACAGAUAAGGUAUGAGAAUGAAAAUGUUACCCAGUCAUAUUUGUCAUCGUCUGAACAAAUGACACGUCAGCUUCCUCAUGGUGAUUCAGGUGUAGUGUAUGGACAUUCGACCAGAACUGCUGAGCAGACGCAAGUUGAAAUGAAACUUAAUGACUUAUCAUUAGGGCAAGGACAUUCCUCGUCUGAUGAUAUGACCCGUCUGGUGUCUGGUGGGUCGGAGACAGGUGGCCAUUUGACUAUUGCCUCUGACAGGACAGUUAACAUGACACUCGGUGAGCAGAUGGUAACACAGAGGUAUUCAUCAUCUGAUCGUGUUAGUGAUGAAAUGAAAGAUUUUGGUACAUCUGUGACCCUCAGACAUGGUGGUUCCACUAUGGGUCAAGUUAGUGAUCAAAUUCAACAUGGAGGCCAGCAAAUAAUUACUCAAACCUUGUCUUCCACGGAAAACACAAAACAUGAAUCACAUCACGUCGAGACAACUGAGACACACGUCUCAUCAUCAUCAUCAAGUACCCAUGUGAGACACACCAUGAGAGAGACGUGUGAGAAAGAGACGUAUGAAAAUGUUCCGGAAUCUAUCAGCGAGAAGGUGAAGGAUGAGCUUCUGCAGAAGGCGCAUGGAUACUUCUCAUCUUCUGUCAGUGUCACGUUGAGUAAAAAGUGGAAAAUGUUCGAGAAACUAUGGCACAGUUUUGAUGGAUCUUCGUGGAAGGGGGCCUUGACACCUCAUCUCUAUACAUUUGUGUUCCAAAAAUCUAACCUCGGCCAUGUUGGGUCUCUGGAACAGUUUGAGAAAUUGUACCCACUUCUGCUGAUAGAGGAUGUGGAAAGGUGUCAGAAUCACGUGUGUACUGCUCUGUACAGUGACGAGUACAAGAACCAACGAAAAAUACAGAAAUACUUCUUGCGAGGAUUCACCAAGGACAUCCAUCGCUUGUGGCAUUCACAAAGAAAGCAGUCACUUGCACCGCUUUGUGAGAUUCCUGAGGAUCGUGUUGUGUUGUUCAGUGACAAUGCAGGUGUGGCACUCAAUACUUGUCAUGCCACUAGUAUUCAUCCCUCUGUUGUGUCAUACACAUCGGUGUCUCCGACACAGUUCCACCGAUUUACCCAGGAGGGUGACAAUGGAGAUUCGGGGUCAUUGCCAUCAGGGGGAGAUAACUCUCCAGAUUCUAAGAACAAUACCUCUUGUCUCCAGUACAUUUGUCAGGGUGAUGUCACAGAUCCAACCACCAUGCUGUCCAAGAGGCUUCGAGAUUUAAAUAUUGACGACGAUAGUGAUGCAGAAAUUCUUGAUGAUGUGCUGCUCCGAUGUUUGAGACAUUAUCGCAGCAAAUUCGUCAAGUUUAAUCCCUACAUUCAGAAUGACUUCAGGAGGUCAGUGGGCAGGAAUCCAACCUUUCCAUACCGGAAUGCAACAAUCUAUGAAGAAGAAGAGGACGAGAAAUAUAUUGACUAAUGUAGUCUGAACUCCAGUAUUAUAUGUGUAGCAUUGGUUAACGUGGAAACACAUUUUCUGAUAUUUUCAUGAAUAUUCCUGAAGUAGUGUCAGUAUCUAUGUUUUAUAUGAGGUGAUGAAGUCAUAGAAUGAUCUGGGUGCUUGUCAAUUAGUGAAAUGUUUUCCUCCUACUCAGACACUGAAACCAAAAUAUCCAUGCAAGUCUGUAUGAAUUUGGCAAGUCUAGAUCUCUUCAAUAUGAAGAUAUUUUCAGGGCUCUUUUUGGUAUAUCUUAUAAGACAAUUUGGCCAAUCUCUUUCUAAAAUUAUCUCCACUUCAAUGACUGAAUCUUAAACUAUAAACUAUAUACCGGGUAUAUGAUCUUAAUCUAUAAAAACUAAAAGAACUAAUUUUCUUCCAAACGUGAUAAUGUCACCAACAUUACUGGUUUAAAAUGAACUGUAAACUAGCUGUAUUUAGCUCCUACGGUCUAACACUGGAAGGAUAAUAAAACCGUCUAAUAUGAAGUCGUAAAAAAAUGUAUAUGCAUGUAAGUCUAUAUUUUUGGAAAGGUUUUAUAUAACAUAUACCAGAAACGAUGUGUAGGAUGUGUUGUGAAUGAUGAUGUAGCGUUGAAGGUGUUGUCAUGCCCAGUACGUACUGCCUGCCUACAACUGUCUCCAUGUGACAUGAAUCAAACUCUCUCUAUCAUUACACUAACUAGCAGCAUGUUCAUAGAUAGGAAAUAUACAAACUCUCUGUUCCAUAAGAUCUCAUCAAGGGUGGGGUUGUCUUCGAUAAAUACAUGAGAAUAGCACUUCAUGAUAUUUUUAUCUAUUUUUCAUAUCUCUCAGAUUGUAAUCAUAUUGAAAAGAUAGGGGCAAAUGUGUUUAUGCUGUGUAAGCGUAUUUUAAGCAGCUGUUUGGGAGGAGUUGUUUUCCCAACAGUUGAACUGGCGGCGUCUUGCUAGUCGAGUGUGAAGCAGUUGUUUACUUUCUGGGUUAAUUGCAUGUUCACGCUUUCCAUGGUCUGAAUUUGUAAACGUUCCAAGAGAAGUGGAGCACUAGCUAAACUGGAACAACACAUUAAGGGACAAAACACAUGUGAGAAAUCAUUUGUUAUAAGGAGCACAUUAGUUAUGCAUUAACCUCAAAUACUAAUAUUGUAAACCUAAAUUACGUUUAUUUUUUGUUUUAUUUUGUUGUAAAUCUGUCAAAAUUUCAUACAGAUAUAAUCAGUUUAUGUCAUUAAGAAUUAUAAAAAUUACUGCAGAAUGAAAAGUUUACAAUUUUCAAGUAAUUAGGUCUUAAUUUCAGGUGUAUGACUAUGUUUUAAACAAUUACAGCUUAUUUGUGUAGUAUAUAGGUAGUAUUAUCAACUGAGGGUAUGAUAUUCUUAAUAUAACAUGGGAUAUGCCAAAUGAAAAAAUUAAAUUAAAAUUUGAUGUGAUAAACUAGUAUAUUAUAAUUGAUAUUUAACGUAAAUGUUUAAAUGUAAAAUUUAAAAGAGUUAAGAUAAAACACUGAAUAAAUAUAAAUCCACAUGUUUUAAUUUUGAAAUAAUAGUUGUCUUGAUGAAGUGUAAAUGAUCCUUUGUGAAAUAUAGUACAGUGCCAGUAUUAUUGGAGACAGUUCACAACGUUCCUGUGUACAGUGUACAAUGUACUAUAGGUCACAGUGUCCUGUACUACACUGGAGGCCUUGGAGAGAUAUGUCGAUAUCUACCAGCUGUCUCACCACUGCUAGGACGAUAACAUGCUCCAUUGAGAUUCCAAGUCACCUGUUUUCUCCAUACUUUUCACAAAUAUCUGUUUGAACUCCAAGGAAAGAAUGUUAGAGAUUGAGAAAAAAUGUCAUGAAUCCCUUUAAUUUCUUUUUCAAAUAAUAUUAGGCUACAGUUAAAGUAUGUGGACUUGUGUUUGUAAGAUUGUAAUUGAAAUUAGAAACAAGAAGUGUCCAAAUGUUGAACUAUUCAAUAAUAAGAAUUAGGUUGCAUAACAAUGUUCAAAUUAAAAAUAAAUGUUAAAUUUUUUAAAAAUAUUUCUUAAAUAUUCCUUAAAUAUUCACUAGGAUUCAGAAAACAGUGUGAUAAUAUUUGUUAGAAUCCCAUAGUUAUGCUCAUGGAAUACAUCAAAGUGUUGAAAAUUCAUGAUUGUGAUCACAUCAGACUUUACGGCUGCUUGAAGUUAAAAAUUAUGUUAAGUGUGCACUUAAAUCUAACUUUGCUCAGUGCAUUGUUGUAGUGAUAACCAACAACAGGUGUUUUUGCAGAAUCAAUUAGCAAGAAUAAUAAACAUUCUUCAUUAUCCAGCCACGCCUAAUUAGGUGCUGUAAUCAACGACAUAAUGCAUUAAUUAGCUGUAUAUCCUGCAAGUGUUCUAGGUCAACCAUAAAUAUACUUAGUCACAGCACAUAAAGAGAAGACUUGGUCAGCUCAUGUACUGUUAUAAUAGUCAAUACAGCUGAGAUACCGUCAUCGUUUUGGAAGAAGUAUUUGUAGUUUAAGAACUGAUACAGAUAUACUGUCACUAUUUGUAGUAUGAGAUGUACUUUUGUUUGGAGUUGUUUAGAGCAUGUGGCCAGUUUUGAGAGAGAAGUGUUCUGUAUGUACAGUGAAAUGUAGGCGUGGACAUUGGUGUACAGAUUAAGAUCAACAUAUCAAUAUCAUACUGCCCAGCUGACUGAGGUGCUGCAAAUCGCUGAUCAAAUCCUGGUUCAUUCCGACUGUGUUUCUGGGUUUGCUGGCACUAUACCUGUUGAUGCAUCACAUCGGCUUUACUCUGGUCUCAAUGGGACACCCCAUUGUGUCAAGCAUAACUGCAAUGUGACAUUGUGGCCAGCACAAUUGUGAUGUGACAUUGUGUCAAGCACACUCAGCUUGUGACAUUGUGUCAAGCACACUCGGCUUGUGACAUUGUGUCAAGCACACUUGCCAUGUGACGUUGUGUCAAACACACUCGGCUUGUGACAAUGUGUCUAGCACCUCGUGAUGUGACAUUGUGGCCAGUACACACAUUAUGUGACAUUGUGUCCUGCACAAUCAUUCUGUUUAAUACUAUCACAUGUGACGUUGUGGCCAGUCCAUGCACCAAUGCACCCGUGGUAUUUAGGCUGCUAUUCAUAAUUUGUCCUGUGAAUCAGGGCCUGUACACAGUGAUUAAGCAACAUUACUUAUGACAUUUCAAAGUAUAUGAAUUGAUUUGUAUUACCAUAUGCUGAUUAUUACAUGUGAAAUGUCAUUGAUGAAUUCCGGGCAGUUGGUGUUGGCCGUAGAACCAGGUGCUAGUGUGACGUAUCAAGCCCAGUGCUGUAAAACUGUAGAAUAUGAAAAUGGGAAGGACCAUUCCUUCAUAUUCCUUCAUAUUACUAUAGAAGAGUUUACCUAUCACUGUAGAGGAGAUUAACUAUAGAAAUGUGAAAGAAUAAGGUGGUUCUAUACUUUUUAAAAUAGUAUGUUUUGUACAUAUAUGUAGAUAUAUUAGUUGGUUUCAAUAAGGAUCACUUGUAUGCCUAUGUUCACUGAUAUCUUGGAUUUAAACCACUAAAUUAGUAAGUAAUACUUAUGUACUAAACUUACAAUCUUUUACUUGAAAUGCUUACGUUUUCAUUCACAUGUUAAAUUUUCAGUUUUGAGCUCAUAAUGUGCUUUUAUCACUUGAUAUUUAAUCACUGGAUUGUUGAAUCAAACAUAUGUAGCAAAGAUUUUUAAAGUAUAGAAAAUAAUAUACAUUGAUGUAAUUAGCGUUAAACUGAAAAGCAAAUAAAUGAUAUAUAGAGAUUUAACACUUAAAUUGGUGCUUUGUAUUAAAAUCCCCAAAUCACAGGCUUAUCUAGUCUUUAACUAAGGAUGGCUAUACCUGUACGGAGCACACCUUUACCUGAGGGAGAAUAUUUUUGUCCUUACAAUGUUGAGUUGAGCAUUUAAUCUCAUCCUUGUACAGAACAAACCAAGAUUCUGUUUAGUCCACUAAUUGUAUCUUAACUGUUUAAUCCAGUGGCCUGUCUCCUAACAAUGGUAUCAAAUAGUCCUGGAAAAUAUAUUAGAGAAGCUUUGUGCUGGAGGCAUGCUUGUGGCGAUUUGUAUUCACGGCGCGUACCUGGUUGUAGUUGUUGUCAAGAGAGAGACACGAUCGUAUAUCUUCCAGCUCGGGCUGUGUCGGCCAGCCUGCUCACCGUGUCGCCGUGUGUUUGACCAGCACUGCUGGGUUGAUACGUGGUGCUUACCUCCGAUAUAACAAGCUCUCCAUCUUGUUAAUGCAUCGAUGUGAGGGCAUUGCUUCGUUAAGUGCUCUGUGUUAGUGUAUGGUUUGUUUGUGGUCACAGUGCAUGUGUUAAUGCACUUUGUAAUAUGUGUCUGAACAGUGUCUGAGCUAGAAUAACAAUUAUUAUUUAUUUAUUUGUCAUAUUUUGUAAGGUGAAAACAAAAAUUGAUAUUAUUUUGACAAGAAAAGUGCCAAUGAAAUGAUACAACACUCUCAUAUUAUACACAUUGUUGCUAUUUAGUAUUUCUUCUCAAAUAUGUAUUAUCACACAAAUUUCAUGUUCUGGUUUUAUCAAGGUAAUAUGUAUAUUGAAAGCAAGUAUGUCAGAUCUGUAAUUUUGUGUUUUGAAUGAGUUACGUGAUUAGAUGUUAACUGUCAGCACGAAAUUGUCAAAAUUAGAUUUAUAAGCUUUAACAUGUAUAGUGCCUCUGAUUGGACUCCUUCCAUUAGGAUUGUGAAUGAAGGAUUGAUGGGAUUCAGUUGCCAAUUGUUUCAUUGUUUACGAACUCACAAAUUAUCCAUGUCUUAUUUCCAUACAUUCCAUGCCCUUCUGAAUAUGAAAGAUACACUUUUAUUCCACUGUCUCAUGCAAGCGUCACUGAAGUCUGCAGACAUCUUCCUCACUGGGAAUGGAAUGGAUGCCCAGUGGGUCUGUUUGCAGGAACCCCUGAUUAUGGGUUUGAAUCCCAGAAUCUCAGUUAGGUUCCUUGGUUUGUCAUGACAUCUGAUGUUUGUGGGUUUCAUCAAAUGUAAACCUUUCACAACUUGCCAUUUUGGGGGCUGUGGGUAGCCUAGUGGUUAAAGCAUUAGCUCAUCAUGCCAAAGACCCGGGUUCGAUUCCCUACAUGGGUAAAAUGUGUGAAGCCCAUUUCUGGUGUCCCCCACCGUAAUAUUGCUGAAAUAUUUCCAAAGGCAGCAUAAAACCAUAUAAACACUCGCUCAUCUGCUAUUUUGGUUUUGUCAUGAUAAAGCUGAACAAAGCGGUAUGAAAGAACUGGAUAUCGGCACUAUACAAAUGUUUGUAUGUAUGUAUGUAUGAAAGCCAACUCACUCACUCACUCACUCACUCACCCCACCCUUCCAAAUCAGACAUACUGUACGAUUUGGCAGCCCAUUAGGUUGUGUUCCAGUUCUGACUGAGUGUAGAGUUGUUUGCGUUGGUGUCGGUCAUGUCAGUCCGUUUUACACGCUUGUGGUGAAGAACAUUGGAUACCGUGCGAUAUAUUUACCUCAUUGAUUGGCCUAUCCUGUAGACCAGUGCACAUAUAUUUACACACUUUAUACAUUUCAUAUCAGAAGGUGUAAUAAAGCAUAAUCAUUAUA
Messenger RNA from Haliotis rubra (blacklip abalone), 15795 nucleotides. RefSeq lists its product as uncharacterized. The coding region runs from base 89 to 7180 and encodes 2363 amino acids. The transcript has 2 exons. Lineage: Eukaryota; Metazoa; Mollusca; Gastropoda; Lepetellida; Haliotidae. The record is from RefSeq and is a predicted model, not a curated record.